Arachis ipaensis is the source of this 653-nucleotide messenger RNA. The record is from RefSeq and is a predicted model, not a curated record. Lineage: Eukaryota; Viridiplantae; Streptophyta; Magnoliopsida; Fabales; Fabaceae.
AUGCUGCUUGUGUUUUCACUCCACCUCCAAAGCAUUUUGCCACUUCUCGCCUUGCUCUUUCGAAUUUGGUUCCAACUCGAGCAUCCUUUGUUGCUGGUUCCCCACUCUCAGUGAUUCAAACAAGUUAUGAAAGGAAAACCAUAUGCAAGGCAAUGCCAGUUUCAAUAAAGUGCGAGCAAAGUUCGCAGGGAGGGAACAGUGUGGAUGUAUGGCUAGGCCGGCUAGCCAUGGUUGGCUUUGCGUCGGCCAUCACUGUUGAAAUUGCUACUGGCAAGGGUCUCCUUGAGAAUUUUGGAGUUACAGCUCCACUGCCUACAGUUGCCUUGGCAGUAACAGGACUGGUGGGUGUUUUGACUGCAGUUUUCAUCUUCCAGUCAGCCUCAAAGAACUGAUAAUGUAUUUAUGCUGUUGAUGGUGUUUUACUGUAAAUUCUGUUGUUACAGUGUUUAUUUUUUUCAACAUAAAAAUUCCAUUAUUUUUUGUUGUAAUUUCUUUUUUUUUUAGCAUCAACGCCUCAGAAUGUUGUAGUAAUGGAAGCGAUAUUGAAGGCCUCAAAACUUUGCCUGUUGUGCAAGCCAAUUUUGAUUCCUUCGAAAUAUUGUCCCCAUUCCAAACAAGUAUCAUUGUGAAUUGAGGAAGAAUUUUGCACAGCA